Messenger RNA from Aaosphaeria arxii CBS 175.79, 2671 nucleotides. RefSeq names its product sulfur metabolite repression control protein-like protein SconB. Gene Ontology annotation, molecular function: protein binding. The record is from RefSeq and is a predicted model, not a curated record. NCBI's taxonomy places the organism in Eukaryota, Fungi, Ascomycota, Dothideomycetes, Pleosporales. The transcript is spliced from 2 exons. Bases 227 to 2524 code for a protein of 765 amino acids.
UCCCAUUCUACGUUCCUAGACGAGUCGCCUCCUAUUUCUCAUCAUCAUCAUCCUCCUCCUCCUCUCACCGCGCGUCUCAUGUGUAAUCCGCAGCAGGGACCUUCAUAGGGACCCUUGCGUCCGUCCGAUAUCCCAUCAUCCCCGAUCCCUCCUCUCUCGAUCCUCCGCCUCCGCCUAGAUAUCCUGGGUACCAUUCGGGCCAUCCAUUUGCUCUUCGUCGCCUAAAAUGGCGUCAAAUACCACACGUACCAUCGAAACUGUCGCAACCGAUCACUCUCACUUCUCAACAACCGUGCCUUCCAGUACCACCCAGUCCAAGAGAAGGCGCUUGUCCUGGCGUACCCAGCUUCCCCGUCCUUCCGACGACAUGGCAACUACUACUACUUCUACUUCUACCGCUACCGCUACUUCUUCUACCCCUUCUAACUCCACAAUACCUACCUCCGAUCCCCACACCGCUCUGUUGCAUGGCCAUGACCACGAAGGCCUCAUAGAGCGCGCAAGACAUCAGAACGACUUUGAAAAUGACCACACAACUGAUCAGAAAGACGACGCCUUUCUGAAAGCAACCGCCUCCAAGAAUCUCGAGAAAAUGAUCACCCCCUACCUUACUCACCAUAUCCCCCAGCAGUACCAUCCCCUCGGAGGUGACUCGCAUACCCAUCACACCCAAUCGCCCUCCAGUCCAUCCAGCGGUGGAAACACAAAGUACUGCUACCGCCACAGGCCUGACCUGCUGUGCAGAAGGCAGGCCGACGAGCCGUCCAUGGAGCAGUUGCAACAGGAGCUCGGGAGAGAAUCCCAAGAAGACCAGCAGAGCAUCGCCAAUGUCUGGUCCAUCUUCUCCGCUGCUCCCUCGAAACACCGCAACCUCAUGCUCCAGGGCAUUCUCGCACAGUGUUGCUUCCCUCAACUGUCCUUCAUCUCCUCGUCCGUUCGCAACCUCAUCAAGAUCGACUUCCUUGCCGCCUUGCCCACCGAACUCGCUUUCCAAAUCCUCUGCCAUCUCGACACCACAUCGUUAUGCAAGGCCGCGCAAGUGAGUCGGAAAUGGAGGCAGCUUGCCGACGACGACGUUGUAUGGCACAAGAUGUGCGAGCAACACAUCGACCGCAAGUGUACAAAGUGCGGCUGGGGUCUGCCACUGCUCGAUCAGCGAAGGCUAAGGACCGAGAAGAGACGGAUACAAUUGCGCGCAUCAGGACGAGGAUUGAACGAAUGGUCGCCUGACCUCACACCCCUGCCAGAGUCCUCCGAUCACCCACCUUCCCUCCCCCGCGAGGGAUCAGAUCUUUCCGAUGAGACCUGUGGCUCUAAGCGCCCUGCCUCGGACAUCUCGAGUUCCCCCGAAAUAUCUUCCAAGCGCCUGCGCACCGACAGUGGUAACGAGAAUGAAUUGACUUACUUCGACCAACCCAAGACACGGCCGUGGAAGGACGUAUAUAAGGAUCGGUUCAAGGUCGGUACUAACUGGAAGUAUGGACGCUACUCAACCACGGUCCUGAAAGGUCACACUAACGGUGUGAUGUGUCUGCAAUUCGACGAUCGAAUCUUGAUGACCGGAUCUUACGAUGCUACGGUUAGGAUUUGGGACCUGGAGACUGGAUUGGAACUUCGAACGCUCACCGGACACACACAGGGCAUUCGAUGUCUUCAAUUCGACGACUCUCGUCUCAUCACGGGCAGCUUGGACAACACCAUCAAGGUCUGGAAUUGGAGGACCGGCGAGUGCAUCAAAACCCUUCGUGCCCACUCUCGCGGCGUGAUCGGCAUCCACAUGGCAGACAAGCUUCUUGCGUCUGGAUCCUCCGACUGCAGCAUCGUCGUUCAUGACUUCAGCACCUAUCAAAAGUUCUCCCUCCGCGGACACUCGGACUGGGUCAACUCUGUCAAGAUCGACCUUCCAUCUCGCACGCUGUUCUCCGGCUCCGAUGACUGCACGGUCAAGCUUUGGGAUCUCGACACACAUACAUGCAUAAGGACCUUUGAGGGGCACGUUGGUCAGAUCCAACAGGUACUACCUCUUCCUGCCGACUUCGAGCUUGACGAGGCCGACUUUGGCCCACACACUCACAAUGAUGCGUCGGAUGCAACGUCGUCUGCGUCUGAGGCGGGAGACGCCGAGCACGACAUCGUCCCGGAUGCUCCCACCGAGCAGGUCUUCCCCAAUGAUCCCAGUCGGCCCGCCCCACCAUCCUACAUGCUUACGGGUUCACUAGACGGCACCAUCCGUUUGUGGCACGUUCCAUCAGGCAGGUGCAUUCACCGCUUCUUUGGCCACGUCGAAGGAGUAUGGACGGUUGCUGCCGAUACGCUACGUCUCGUCUCUGGUGCGGAGGACAAGACGAUCAAGAUUUGGGACACACGCACCGGCAAGUGCGAGCGCACGCUGACUGGCCACACUGGCCCAGUCAACUGUGUUGGCUUGAGCGACUCGAGGCUGAUCAGCGGAAGUAUGGAUGGCACUGUACGAGUCCACUGUUUCGUUUCCAACCGAGAGAAGGACGAGUGUUCGUCCAAGUAGAUUAGCGGAUUGUCUCAUCGGCGUGACCUAUCACGUCACAUGUUCAACAAUGUCAACCCUUCUUGGGAUUAUUUCUGUCGUACAGGAUAGCUGGCAUGGUAUACCAUCUAUGUUGUCGUCCUAUUACUGCUACAUUAGCGAGGCGUA